Camellia sinensis is the source of this 504-nucleotide messenger RNA. The record is from RefSeq and is a predicted model, not a curated record. NCBI's taxonomy places the organism in Eukaryota, Viridiplantae, Streptophyta, Magnoliopsida, Ericales, Theaceae.
AUGAGCAGUAAUGAAGAGCUGGUCAGGCAGAAGGAUGAGGCAGACGUGAAGAUUAGUAGUCUACAGAAGGAGCUGGAGGGCGAGCGUGCAAAGGCACUGGAAGAGAGGGAGAGCCUUCAGAAAGAGUUGGAGGCAGAGAGAGCCAAGGCGACUGCUGAGAGGGAGACCUUGAAGAAGGAGUUGGAGGCAGAGAAGGCCAAGGCAACUGUUGAAAGGGCGUCCCUGAAGAAGGAGUGGGAGGAAGAGAGGGCUAAGGCAGCCUCUGAAACGGCGACCCUGCAGAAGGAGCUAGACGAAGAGAGGGCGAAGGCAUCCUCUGAAAGGGCAGCUUAUCCCGAUCUGUAUGUGGCAGCAGCGGAUCAAUUCAAGGGGUCUGUUGAAUUUCAGAUGGCCGUGGAUGCUGCGGUCGCCAACAGUUUGGCGAGGAAGGAGUCUGGGGGGUCAGGCCCAUCGAGAAUGACCACUGGGGGUAGAACUGAAGCGGAAGUGAUUGAGAGCUUCUAG